AUGGAGAAUUGGAAAGCUUUCACGCAGAACAUCUCUGCAAACGUCGGCCCUGUCGGUCAGAGGAUCUCCAGAGGCUUCGGAAACCUUAACCAGCAAGCCAAGGAGAGAUUCGGGACUGUCGAUGCUGAUGAUAUCACCGAGCUUCCUCAAGAGUACAAGGACUUGGAGCAGCGCGUGGAUGCUCUGCGUUCCGCUCACAACAAUUUGCUCAAGAUCGCUCGUGCUUACGAGUCAGAGGGCUAUGACUAUCCUACUCAGGUUCAGGAGUCGAUCGGUCAAUUGAGCCAACAGAUUGGUCACAGCGUAACUUCGUGGGCGUCGUCUGCCACUAAGGGCACUAGUCUGCCAGCUGUUCAGCCCACGGCCGCUCCUCCCGAGGUUCACCGCACCCUCGCACACGCCCUUUCGCGUGGCGCAGCUUCAGGCGCGCUCGAGCUAGGUGCAAGCCCCACCAGUAUCGCAGGACUUCCCACCAGCCCUGCUUCUGGUCCAAGCGGAGGCAAUCUGGCUGGGGAGGAGAGCAAGCUGGGCGAAGCUCUUCAGAAGUUCGCCCUUGCUCAGGACCGUGUUGGUAAUGCUAGACUCGCUCAGGAUGACUCUAUCAGACAGGGCUUCCUUCAACCUUGGCAAGCCUUCGGUGCCCAGAUCACCGUAGCUAUCAAGGCUCGUCAAGCUGUCCGUGAUGCUAGACUGCACCUCGACUCGUGGCGACAAGCUCUCAAGGCUAUCGAGGCUGCCGGAAACACCGCCAAGCUCGACUCGCACCGUCAAGAGGUGGAAGCCGCUGAGGACAAGCUUGUCGAGGCUACAGAAGCGGCAAUCGCUUCGCAGAAGGCAGUCCUGGAAAACCCAGAGGGCAUCAAGAGCUUGGCUGCCUUCGUCAAGGCGCAGAGCGAGUACCACCAAGCUGCUGCUCAGGUUUUGGCUCAAGCUAGCAGCGAGCUGGCUAAUUUGGGUCUGGCUGCCGAGUCUGACUACAGGGCGACUCGUGCUUGAUGGAUCAACUCUGGCCCAUGUUCCUUCGGCAUCCAAGUUCCUGGAACACAGACAACAAUGAUUCUCUUGGUGUCUGUGAUUUGGCAGAGAAGGCGCUUCCUUUGCUCUUCUGAUGCACAGGGAACAUGUACGAUUGGCUUACGCGGUUACGACACCGCGACGUGGCUAGCUUCUAUGUCAAUACCGUUGCAAUGUGGGCUUGUCUCUGGAUGUCUGGGUGCUGCUUCGUUUAAGCACGUCGUUUGAGUCUUGCAGGGUCCGCAGGCAUCCGUGGGCUCGUAUCACUGACA
Ceraceosorus guamensis is the source of this 1286-nucleotide messenger RNA. RefSeq lists its product as hypothetical. The record is from RefSeq and is a predicted model, not a curated record. Bases 1 to 996 code for a protein of 331 amino acids. Lineage: Eukaryota; Fungi; Basidiomycota; Exobasidiomycetes; Ceraceosorales; Ceraceosoraceae. The transcript has 7 exons.